GGGGACGCGGGCCCGCGCUGGUGGCACGGGGGGGCGGCGGCGCUAGCGGUGGCUGCUCCGCGUCCUGCCGCCCCGGGGAAGCGCUGCCUGCCGGCGGUCGAAGGCCAAGAUGGAUCCCAACAGGAUCAUCCAGGCGCUGAAGGGCACCAUAGACCCCAAGCUGCGCGUCGCCGCUGAGAACGAGCUCAACCAGUCCUAUAAGAUCAUCAACUUUGCUCCAAGUCUCCUGCAAAUCAUAGUAUCCGAUCAAGUUGAAUUUCCAGUGCGUCAAGCAGCUGCCAUUUACCUGAAGAACAUGGUGACACAGUACUGGCCGGACCGUGAGCCACCUCCUGGAGAAGCAGUUUUUCCGUUUAAUAUUCAUGAAAAUGAUCGUCAGCAGAUUCGGGAUAACAUUGUAGAAGGAAUAAUUCGUUCUCCUGACUUAGUGAGAGCCCAGCUGACAAUGUGCCUCCGUGCUAUCAUAAAACAUGACUUCCCUGGCCAUUGGACAGCUGUGGUAGACAAGAUAGGAUACUACCUGCAGUCUCCAAACAGUGGGAGCUGGCUUGGGAGCCUCCUGUGUCUCUAUCAGCUGGUGAAGACUUAUGAGUACAAAAAGGCAGAGGAGCGAGAUCCUCUCAUAGCAGCCAUGCAAAUAUUUCUGCCUCGAAUUCAGCAGCAGAUGAUUCAGCUUCUGCCUGAUAACUCCCAUUACUCUGUACUGCUUCAGAAACAAAUCUUAAAAAUCUUCUAUGCUCUUGUUCAGUAUGCAUUGCCCCUCCAGUUGGUGAAUAACCAGACUAUGACUCAGUGGAUGGAGAUCUUCCGGACCAUCAUUGAUAGAAAUGUACCACUGGAGACUUUGCAAAUUGAUGAAGAUGAUAGACCGGAGCUGGUGUGGUGGAAGUGCAAGAAAUGGGCAUUGCAUAUUGUAGCUCGUCUCUUUGAACGAUAUGGAAGUCCUGGAAAUGUUACUAAAGAAUACUUUGAAUUCUCAGACUUCUUCUUAAAAACCUAUGCUGUGGGCAUACAACAGGUUCUCUUAAGAAUCUUAGACCAGUACAGGCAAAAGGACUAUGUUGCGCCACGUGUUCUUCAGCAAACUUUGAAUUAUUUGAACCAAGGGGUGAUUCACUCUAUAACAUGGAAGCAAAUGAAGCCACACAUACAGACUAUCACAGAAGAGGUGAUAUUCUCUCUAAUGUGCUACAAAGAUGAGGAUGAGGAGCUCUGGCAAGAGGAUCCAUACGAAUAUAUCCGCAUGAAAUUUGAUGUAUUUGAGGACUAUGCAUCCACCACAACAGCAGCACAGAAUCUCCUUUACACUGCUGCAAAGAAGAGGAAAGAGGUAUUACCAAAAAUGAUGGCAUAUUGCUACCAGAUUCUGACAGAGCCAAACAUUGAUCCAAGGAAAAAAGAUGGAGCUUUGCAUGUUAUAGGAUCCCUAGCAGAUAUUUUACUGAAGAAGAGUGUUUUCAAGGAUCAAAUGGAGCUGAUGUUACAGAAUCAUGUGUUUCCCUUGUUCAUGUCUAACCUGGGAUACCUCAGAGCUCGAUCCUGUUGGGUACUUCAUUCAUUCAGUGCUUUGAAAUUUCACAAUGAGCUAAACUUGAGGAAUGCAGUAGAGCUGGCAAAGAAGAGCCUGAUUGAUGAUAAGGAGAUGCCUGUCAAAGUAGAAGCAGCCAUAGCCCUUCAGACCUUAAUAAGCAACCAAGAGCAAGCCAAGGAAUAUGUGAAGCCUUAUGUAAGGCCAGUGAUGCAGGAGCUCCUGCACAUCGUCAGAGAGACAGAAAACGAUGAUCUCACGAAUGUAAUCCAGAAGAUGAUCUAUGAGUACAGCCAGGAAGUCGCUACUAUUGCUGUGGACAUGACUCAACACCUGGCUGAAAUAUUUGGUAAAGUACUUCAGAGUGAGGAAUAUGAGGAAGUAGAGGACAAAACAGUUAUGGCCAUGGGCAUCUUGCACACAAUUGACACAAUCCUGACAGUUGUGGAAGAUCACAAGGAGAUCACUCAACAGCUCGAGAGCAUUUGUUUACAGAUCAUUGGCCUUGUUUUGCAGAAACACGUUAUAGAGUUUUAUGAAGAAAUUCUGUCCUUAGCCUUCAGCUUAACAUGCCAGAUGAUUUCACCUCAGAUGUGGCAGCUUUUAGGUGUUCUGUAUGAGGUUUUCCAGCAGGAUUGCUUUGAAUACUUUGCAGAUAUGAUGCCUCUCUUGCAUAAUUAUGUGACCAUUGACACUGAUACUUUACUGUCUAACCCAAAGCAUUUAGAAAUCAUUUACUCUAUGUGUAAAAAGGUACUGACAGGAGAUGCAGGAGAAGAUGCGGAGUGCCAUGCAGCCAAACUCCUAGAAGUGAUUGUCCUUCAGUGCAAAGGACGGGGUAUUGACCAGUGUAUUCCCCUCUUUGUGGAGGCUGUUCUGGAGCGCUUGACUCGAGGAGUUAAAACAAGUGAACUUCGUACCAUGUGUCUUCAAGUUGCCAUAGCUGCACUCUACUACAAUCCUGACCUCCUUUUGCACACCUUGGAGAACAUCAGAUUUCCACACAAUCCUGAGCCCAUCACUGCACAGUUCAUAAACCAGUGGAUGAAUGACACAGACUGUUUUUUUGGACUCCAUGACAGAAAGAUGUGUAUAAUAGGACUAAGCAUCCUAAUGGAAUUGCAGAACCGACCACCUGCAGUGGAUGCUGUGGCUGCCCAGAUUGUUCCUUCAAUCCUCCUCCUCUUCUUGGGCUUAAAACAAGUUUGCGCCUCACGAGAGCUCACAGAACAUGAGGAUCAUGCUAAAGAUGAAAAACACUUUACAGAAGAUAAUGAAGAGAUACCUAGCGAUGAGGAUGAAACAAAUGAAGUGAGCCAGGCAAUGCAAGAGAACCAUGGUGGAGGAGGAGGUGGCAGUGCUGGAGGUGGAGAGGAAGAAGAUGAAGAUGAUGAUGAUGAUGACUGGGAUGAAGAUGCAUUGGAAGAGACUGCUCUUGAAGGGUUCAGCACACCUCUUGACCUUGAAAAUGGUGUUGAUGAAUACCAAUUUUUUACACAAGCACUUCUAACGGUGCAGAGCCGGGAUGCAGCCUGGUACCAUUCCCUGACUGCACCGUUGAGUGAGGAUCAGAAGAAACAGCUGCAGGAGAUUUAUACAUUAGCAGAGCACCGGAGAACUGCUGCAGGAAGCGUGAGCAGGAUAUCAUGAUUACAUUAUUCCUUGCCUGGAAGUGUGUGUUAUUCAGAAGACUAAGACAAUAGAACAACAAAGUGGCUACACAUUUGACAACAAAGGACUGAUCACAGCAUUUAAUUUUGCUGGAAAUACUCCCGGUGGCAACUGAAGGAUCAGCUACAAAGGUCAAUGGGAAGGGUCUCAUCAUUACAUUUUCUUGAAAUCAUCGUGACUUCUGAGUGAUAGGGGAGGGUAAUUUAAUGCUGCUGAAGGUUUUCUGGAAAAUAGCGGUGUGCUUCCCCCACCAGAAUGCUCUUUCUAACCAGCUACUGUAAUGUACAAAUUCUUGUGGUGUUUUUAGAAUUUGAUGGACUGAAAGGAAACUUUUGUCCUCAAGGAACCUGGAUGACCGGGAGGGGCCAGGCUGCAUCUAAUUGAGUUGCACUUCUCAGGUUUUUGCUGUGCAGAAUUGAUAGAUUCAUAUGGAUAACAGUGCCUUCUGUUGUACAUGGAUUGCCUGAACAAAUGGAUUUUGGAGUGCAUUAUAAUUUUUUAAGUGUAAGGACAUUUCUUGAUACACUGUAAGCCUUGGUUCCAUGUUUUCCAAUCACCUGCUUUUUACUGCUCAGUUUAAUGGUUUGUUGGUUGCAUACAAAUUGCUGGGUUCAGAAUAUUAGCACACCUUCCCUAUUUGGUGCAGACCAAAUGUGUAGAGGGAGGUGUCUGUUGGACUUACAAAGCAUACACUGCUUAUGUCAAAGGGUCUUAACAAAAUGGCAGAUUUUCCCUUGAUGCAGUAGUCUUAAAUUAUUUCUCUUAGCCAUGAAUUCAACUCAAGUGAGUUGCAAUGGCUUGCCUGGCAGGUGGCUACUCUAAAUCUACAUCAGUGUUAGCACUUGCCUGGACAAGUGGUGUGGCCCUCUUAUGUAGAAUGUUCUAUGUGACAACUUAUUUCUGCUAUUAUUGAUGAAUAUUGGAUUAUACGUGGGAUAAUCUCUUCUGGUUUUAUUAAUUCAUUACCAUUCCAGUGGUAGAACUGAAUAAUGUGGUACAAAAUAUUUCCAAUAUUUUAUUUAUUUUGGUAGAAGAAGAACAGCUUCAAACUUACUUCUUACUGUUACACUCUCUGAUUGUAUUUCUGGUCUGCAUUGCAGUUGGUUAUUCUUGUUCCAUGCUGAAAUUUCUUUACCUGACAGAUUUUUUUCCUAAAUUUUGAAGACUGGUUUUACCAGUGGAGGUUUAGAUUAGAUAUUAGGAAAAAUUUCCUAACGGGAAGGGUGGUCACACAUUGGGACAGGUUGCCCAGGGAAGUGGGGAAGAAUCAACAUCCCUGGAAAGUGUUUAAACAACACACAGAUGUGGCACUUAGGGACAGGGUUUAGCAUUGAGCACAGGGUUAACAGUUGUACUUGAUGAUCUUAGAGGUCUUUUCCAACCUAAAGGGUUCUAUAGAACAAGGUAUUUGUGGAGAAGUUCAUUUAGAGAGGAAGUGAUAGCAGUACUAAUUUGAAUAGGUGCCCUUCCUUUAGGUCUACUGGGAUUGCAGUGGUGUAGCAAAAAGUGGAAGGGGUGCUUUAGAAUGUGAACUUUGGAUUGAGAUAAAAUGUUUAGACCAGAUUUUGUCUCUAUGUGUUAAUUUCUUUAUGAUUUAAAAAUAUUCACCAAUCAAUUUUAAACACAUACUAAUAAUCUAUUUCUUUACAGCAGUGUCCCAAAUAAAAAGUCAAAGCCUUUCCCAUACCCCAUCAAAUUUUCCACAGCUACGGUAAAUUACAGACUGCUCACCCUGUGCAGUGCUGAAGCUUACAUUUUGUCAUUCUGGUUGUGUCUGAUAAAUCUGAAGCACUCUGUGCCUUGGUUUCUGGAAAAGGCAAGAGGAUCUCUGCCUGUUCUUUCUGGAAUUUUCCUAGCCUGACAGCUAUGGGGCAGAAUGUUCCCUACGCUUUCCUGUUUCCUGUACCUUUGUGUCAGACUCUAAGGCUGUUUCACUGCUGCUGCUCCUUCUUUCUUUUUUUUGCCUUCCUCUCCCAAGCAGCUACAGAGUAAAGCUGGCCUGGUUCACUGGUUAGGUUUUUCACUAAUGCUUAGUUAAUAGCAACAGUGAAAAUGUCUCGUUUGCAGGCCUGUUGUACAUGUGGAAAAUUGUGAGAUUUCCAGGGUCCGUAUUUCCAGAAAGGUACAGUCUGUUGAGCUGCAUUGGACAGGCUCUUUAAGGUCAAGGAGCAGAGGGCCAGGAUAUCCUUUAUUUUAAAUGUCUGGUUAUGAAAAUUACAGAUUGCUUGCUAAUUUAGGCAUGGGGGUGUAUUGACUGAGAGAGUAAGUAGGAAAGCAAUACAUCCAGUUUGUUGGGGAAUUUAUCAGAAACCACAGAAGUUUUUAAAUCAUUCACAAAUUAAAGAAACAUUUUUUGGAAGUUAAGGGCACUUCCAACUUCUCUCUUACCUGUCAAUUGAAGUUAUGUAUUAGGCAGGUAAACUGUUUAAACCCUUUAUUACUUUAUUAAAAGAAAAAAGAUUUUCAAGCUGGGUUUCUUUCAAAGUCCAUUUGCCUUCUCUAUACUGGCAUGCAGAGUAGAAGAUGAAUUUAUUUUUCUUCUGCUAAUGAGGUUGCUUGCACAGUCACAGGUAAUAUUUAGGAGUUGAUGUGUUCAAGGUAAAAUCUGCUUUUGCAUAGCAUCAUCUUGGUGUCACUCAGCUGAACUAUAGCUGCUCCCUAGUUCUGCUUCUUGUAUACUUUUCAAAUCAGCUGUCAGGAAAAUUUCAUCCAGAUGUUUCAUACAAGAGUUUAAUCAGCAGUGUGGAGUCGGGAAUCUUUGUUGUCUAUUUCGCAGUAGGGUCAGAGAUGUCUGAGGGAAUGGCAUGUAAAAAGGUUAAAUGCCUUUCCCUUCCCAGAAGAUUCAUGAGCAAAUGUUUCUACUGGCAAAAGCAAAUGUUAAUUUUUUAUUCCUUUUUUUUGAAAAGGGUUUCCAUCCAAAAAGAUUUAUUGGGCUCUGGCCUCCACUUUAACAUAUGGUUCUCUUUUAACAUGAUAAAUACCCAUUUGUACAUGAUCAUGAGUAGGUAAUGGAUUUUAGGUGUUUCUUUCUGAGCUGUGUCCAGCUUUGUACUACAUUAAAGGGAGAGUAACACAAAUGUGCAUUUAUUGUCUCACUUUGAAGAGGUAAUCGUGGAAUAUCAGAUACCAGCACUGCCAACCAAGCAUGAUGUAUUUGCUAUUGGAAUGACAGAAUCAUGAAUGUAUUGCAAAAUAAAACAAAGGCUGAUAACUGGUGAGUUAUGUUGCCCCCUGCCCAUGUUCCCAAAGUGUAAAGAUGAUCUGUGUGGGCACCACAGUGGCUUUACAUAGGAAAUUAGUGUUAUGGAGGUUAUAAUCAUAGCAAAUGUGAACUUACAUAAGCUGCUUUUCCAGAUAAAAUUAACUGAUCCUGGGUGUUGAACUGCAUAUGCUGUUUUGUCACUUGUAAAAGGAAAAUAAGAAUCACCAAGUGUUUUGGCUGCCUC
This is a messenger RNA of Poecile atricapillus (Black-capped chickadee), 6645 nucleotides long. Its product is annotated as importin-8. The transcript is spliced from 26 exons. Gene Ontology annotation, molecular function: small GTPase binding. Gene Ontology annotation, cellular component: nuclear envelope; cytosol. The record is from RefSeq and is a predicted model, not a curated record. Gene Ontology annotation, biological process: protein import into nucleus. Lineage: Eukaryota; Metazoa; Chordata; Aves; Passeriformes; Paridae. Bases 110 to 3178 code for a protein of 1022 amino acids.